Messenger RNA from Naegleria lovaniensis, 966 nucleotides. RefSeq lists its product as uncharacterized. The transcript has 4 exons. The record is from RefSeq and is a predicted model, not a curated record. NCBI's taxonomy places the organism in Eukaryota, Heterolobosea, Eutetramitea, Acrasida, Naegleriidae. The coding region runs from base 1 to 966 and encodes 321 amino acids.
AUGCAAUUUCCCAAGUCUUCAGAUGGAAGUAGCAAAUUUAUGACCAUACUCUUGUUGACCUUUCUGUUUGUCACCUUGUUUAUAGUGCUUGCUAAUUAUCGAACGACUAGAAAUAAUAAUUUUUUGGAUCAGAUGUCCAUUCCGUGUGAUGAUGACAAUGAUUUGAUGUUGAAGAGGAGAAAAAAUAGAAUUGCUGUGUUAUGGACUGGAGAUAUACGAUGGUUUGGUGGAGCUUUUAAUUUUAUGAGAAACUUGUUACUUGCACACAAUGAAUUUCCAGAUUUAUUUAUUCACAUGUACUACUCUCAUCACGGGGAAAAAGAUUAUUUCGAACAAAUUCGACCUUUUUUAAAGCGUCUUGUCAAAGCUACGCUUGUUAAAUUUGAUAGGGAGGCAAUUAUCAAACACAUUCAGAGUCAAUAUUCGAAUUUUCAUGUUUUUUUGGAGGAAUGCAAGCAUCAUACCUCGGAGGAUACAUGCAUCCAAUGGUUUUAUUCAAAAUCACAAAUUCGAGAGGCCUUUUCCUAUAUGGAGCGUCACAAUAAUUUACUAGCUGCAAGACGUAACGUUACAACGUAUUACGACCUUGUCUUUCGAUUAAGCCCAGAAGUUAUAUUUGAAGCUCGAAUGGACUUGCAAAAUUUUGCGUUAGAACCUGACACUUUUUAUACUUCACAAUUGUACAAUAGAGGAGGAGUCAAUGAUGAAAUUGGUUUUGGAUCUGUUCAAGUCAUGAACACAUACUCGUCGUUGAUAUUGAACGCAGAAAAAUUGGCAAACUUGACUUCGACCUUUCAUCCACAACUUUAUUUAAAGCACCAAUUAUUGGAGAAGCAUGAUGUGAAGCUAAUUCCUAUUAGCUACCGGCGUAUCAGAGCUUUGGAAUUUGCAAGCCAUGCUUCUGAAAUACGGGAACCUUUCGAUGACCUGCUCGCUAGGAACACCUCAAUGAAUGGAAAACCUUAA